AUGAAAUUUAAGAUCAAUUGGCUCAUAUUUUUCUACCUUUCGUUAUGCUUUUGUUCCAAAUCUCAAGUCAAUGAUCGCUAUACAAGGAGAACACCUGGUGAGGUGAAUAUUGAUUUUUAUAAUAACAUAAUUGAGAAAGAUAUGAGAAAAGGGUUUCACUCCGAUCUCAGUCUUAACUUCACGCUUGAAGAUUGUAAGGCAAUGAAAUAUUGUCCUGCAACCAUGGAAUACGGUGAAGAAUUCACUAAAAAUUUAUUAACUUUGGACAUGUUCGAAGUCCUUACUUUUACAUUGAAUAAGAAUGAAGAUGAAUUAAGACAGCCUAUUAACGAUACUUCUUACUGGUAUGAAUACUCUCAUAACAAGUUCAAUGGUAAGGCCAUUGGAAAAUAUGUUUCACCACAACAUUUUCAUUAUGCAGAUAAAACUAAAUUAAUCAUCACGGUCCCUAUUUAUCUCGUAUGUUCUAUUAUUGCUGCUGUUGUAUAUAUUUAUAAGAGAAAGUUGCUUGUCAAGAUGAAUUUUAAAUUCUCGAAUAUUUCUAGGAUUCUAUUCAAAUAUUUAUCUGUCAAAUUGGUAUUUGGUACUGUCUAUCUAAUGUACUUAGUAGUGUUUGUUGAUUUUAGAACGCAGCCCUUGGGUCAUUUUAAAAUCUUAGUAACAUUCACUAUAUUCAAGUACAUAUUAAGUCUUACAACCUUCCUUUUGGUGGUGCUUUUGGCUUUUGGGUAUUGUACUUCGUUCUUCACAUUUACCAAUAGAAAACCUAUUUUAUGGAAGGUAUGUGGGAUCACCUUAUUAAAUGGCAUCCAAAGUUUUCCAAAGCUUUUCUAUGAACUACAAGAUAUCAAAAACUCCGUGCCUUUUUUCCGUGCUUAUAAAAGCAGGUUACCCAUUCCUGUCACAAUUGGGUUUAUAGCUCUAUACAUUGUGAUCUUAUUUGCUCUCACAUACAUUGCAUAUGAUACAUAUAAGCAUUCCCAUAAGAGGGAUGCGAGGUUUUUGCUUUCGUUUCAAAUAAUAUUGGCAGCUUAUGUCUUAUCUCCAUUUAUAGUUGUUCCUAGUGGACGAUCGACGAUACCACUCUUUAUAAAAAACAAGUAUUUGCUAAAUGAGGGAGCCCCAGAACAUUAUUCGCAAAGUAUUCAUGUUCCUGAUGUUAUUGAAUUGUUUGCUAUUGGAGCUUUGAUUUAUAUCUGGAGAGAUUUGAAAUACGUUGAAAAUGAUGGUGAUGUUUACGAUAAGCUUGACAAUGGUGAAUAUGAAUUAGAAGAGAGUCAUUAG
This is a messenger RNA of Debaryomyces hansenii CBS767, 1284 nucleotides long. RefSeq names its product DEHA2C09372p. The record is from RefSeq and is a predicted model, not a curated record. Bases 1 to 1284 code for a protein of 427 amino acids. Gene Ontology annotation, biological process: G protein-coupled receptor signaling pathway; response to pheromone. The transcript has a single exon. Lineage: Eukaryota; Fungi; Ascomycota; Pichiomycetes; Serinales; Debaryomycetaceae.